Molecule: messenger RNA, 1901 nt
Organism: Ctenocephalides felis (cat flea)
Lineage: Eukaryota; Metazoa; Arthropoda; Insecta; Siphonaptera; Pulicidae
Product: UTP--glucose-1-phosphate uridylyltransferase-like
Exons: 10
Coding region: 101-1795 (564 amino acids)
Biological process (GO): glycogen metabolic process; UDP-alpha-D-glucose metabolic process
Cellular component (GO): cytoplasm
Molecular function (GO): UTP:glucose-1-phosphate uridylyltransferase activity
Source: RefSeq, a predicted model, not a curated record
CUCCAUUAAUUUGUGAUGUAUCUAGUUUAAAUGUUUUAUAUCAAAUAUAGUGUUUUAUAAAACUGCUACAGUUCUGCUAAAACUUUAUCACGAAGCCGAAAUGCUCAGUGUCAAUGAGCAAGAUGAUAAAAAGUUACGGGGCCAUCAGCGCGCUCCCUCCGGCUCUCGAGAAUUCCGCGAACUGACCAAGCGGGAUGCUCUGGUUCAUUUGAGGCACGAGCUGGACAGGUUGUUGAGGACGGUGUCUUCCACUCACCACCAAAAUGCAGGAAGCGGCGCCAAUUCAAGCAAUAGUUGUGCAACUCCUACUGUUGAUCGGUCUCUCGACUUCAACAACGUAGAUGAACACAAACCAUCAAAUAUUCAAUCAAAUACUGGUGAUUUUGCACCUUCUCCAAGCUCCAGUUCUGAUAGAGUUAGGCAAUUAGACGAAUUUGCAAAACUAUAUGAAAGAUUUUUAUUAGAAGAUGGACCUUCAGUGGACUGGGAGAAAAUUGAGAAGCUGCCAGAGAACGCCGUUCUUAGGUACGAUGGGUUGCCUUCUCCAGCAUUUGAAAGCAUUCGAGGAAUGUUAGAAAAAUUGGUUGUUGUGAAAUUGAAUGGUGGUCUCGGUACAUCAAUGGGUUGCUAUGGACCAAAAAGUGUGAUAACUGUUAGAAGCGAUCUUACAUUUUUGGAUCUUACUGUUCAGCAAAUUGAGUAUCUUAACAAGACUUACAACUGCAAUGUGCCAUUAGUUUUAAUGAAUUCAUUCAACACCGACAGUGAUACUGAAAAGGUUAUAAGAAAAUAUCGUGGUUUCAAGGUGGAAAUUCACACAUUCAAUCAAUCGUGCUUUCCAAGAAUAAACAGGGACACUUUAUUGCCUAUUGCCAAGAACUGUGACAUCCAGAGUGAUAUGGAAGCAUGGUAUCCACCCGGUCACGGCGAUUUUUACAAAAGUUUUUGCGAUUCUGGCCUUCUGAAACGAUUUAUAGAAUCUGGUCGAGAAUAUUGUUUCCUGAGCAAUAUUGAUAAUUUAGGUGCCACUGUAGAUCUAAAUAUUUUAAAUCACCUUUUGCGGCCAGAAGGCAAUGGUGGUCAGGAAUCGCCUGAAUUUGUAAUGGAGGUUACCGACAAAACAAGGGCCGAUGUAAAGGGUGGAACGCUCAUACAAUAUGAAGAAAAACUGCGGUUAUUGGAAAUUGCUCAAGUGCCUCCUGAACAUAUCGAUGAGUUCAAAUCAGUAAAAACGUUCAAAUUUUUCAACACUAAUAAUCUUUGGGUCAAACUAGAUGCUAUUGAUAGAGUUUUAAAUGAGCAUACGCUGAAUAUGGAAAUCAUAAUAAACACAAAACAUCUGGACAGUGGUGAAAAUGUCAUACAACUUGAGACGGCUGUAGGAGCAGCAAUGAAAUCUUUUGAUAGAGGAAUAGGUAUAAAUGUGCCCCGAAGUCGUUUCUUGCCAGUGAAAAAGACAUCAGAUUUGCUGUUAGUCAUGAGUAACUUAUACAAUCUUAAAAAUGGAACUCUGGUCAUGUCUCCUCUGAGAAUGUUUCCUACGACGCCACUCGUCAAACUUGGUGACAAGCAUUUCGCUAAAGUUAAAGACUUCUUGUCCAGAUUUGCCAAUAUGCCGGACAUCUUGGAAUUGGAUCACUUAACUGUUUCAGGCGAUGUUACAUUUGGCAGAGGAGUUAGACUAAAAGGGACUGUGAUUAUAAUUGCGAAUCAUGGUGAUAGAAUUGACAUUCCAAGCGGAGCGAUUUUGGAAAACAAAAUCGUUUCUGGCAAUAUGAGAAUUUUGGAUCAUUGACACUAUUUUACUAUAUUAUAUGUUAUAUAUUAUUGUUAUGCUUUAUAUUGUUAUUUAAAUAUUUCGUAUGUACGGUAAUGUGCAAUAAAAUCUAUAAGUUAGACUA